CCGAGAGCCAGGUUGGCCCUAGAGAUGGGGUCCGAGCUCGGUCGCCUAAAGGGAGUUGGACGGCUACCGACAGGGGAGCCCGGCUGGGAAGGGGCGGGACUGCAGGGCGCCCCUCUCUGCUCCCCCCUGGACAACGGAGGAGCCCAGUCCUACUGAGCACACUUCUCCCAGUUGCCCGCGGGGUCCAGGAGUCAGUGUUCCCGUGUUCGGAUACCCUCGUUGGCUGGGACUGCGCGCGAGGGCCUCGGCUUCCUCAUCCCUAGAAUGGGGCCAGGUCGGAUGUGCCGAUCGUUCCCUUGGCAGGACUCCAAUGCAUGCGGCGGAGAGACAGAUGGGCGGCCCCACGUGACCGCCCCCGCGAGGCCCCGCCCGCCCUGGGUGCGAGGGUGGAGGUGCCCGGCGGGGUGGGCGGGUCCUUGGCCACGGCUCCGGAGAGGCGCGCGGCUCCGCGGCCCGCUAGCCUCGGGGCUGGGGCCGACGAACAUGGGGGCUGCAGCCCUGGCGUCGCGGGCGGCCACGGUGCAGGCGAAAGCCCUGCGGAGACCCCGCGCGUGACCCUGUGCGCGUCUGGAGAGGAUGCCCGAGACGGCGCGCGGCAGCUGACGGGGCGCACGUCGCGGGUCCGAGUGGGUGACGACAAUAGCGCGCGGGGAACGGGCCAUGAGGAGCGCUCUGGCCGCCCGGCCCAAGGCUGGCAUCAGGGCUGGCAGCGUCCUGCGGCGCUGAGGGUGUGAGGCAGCGAGGGGCGUGCGUGGCGCCAUGGCGCGGGAGGAGUGCAAGGCGCUGCUGGAUGCGCUCAACAGGACGACCGCGUGCUACCACCACCUGGUACUGACCGUCGGCGGCUCGGCGGACUCGCAGAACCUGCGCGAGGAAUUGCAGAAGACGCGGCAGAAGGCGCACGAGCUGGCCGUGGCCACCGGCGCGCGGCUGACGGGCGCGCUGCGUGACAAGAGCCUGGCCGCCGAGGAGCGCGCCGAGUUCGAGCGCCUCUGGGUGGCCUUCUCCGGCUGCCUGGACCUGCUGGAAGCCGACAUGCAGCGCGCGCUGGCGCUGGGCUCCGCCUUCCCGCUGAACGCGCCGCGACGACCGCUGGUGCGCACCGGGGUGGCGGGCGCCGCGUCGGCUGUGGCGGCGCGCGCCCUGAGCGCCCGCAGCCUGCGGCACGAGGCGGAGCACGACUUCGACGUCGCCGACCUGCAGGAGCUGGAGCGCGAGGUCCUUCAGGUGGGCGAGAUGAUCCAAGACAUGGAGAUGAAAGUCAACGUGCCCCGCUGGACAGUGCAGGCCCGGCAGGCGGCGGGCGCUGAGCUCCUGUCCGGCGCCAGCGCCGGCGCUUCUUCGGCCGGCGGCAUGUCAGUGGAGGAGCGCUCCGGACCCUGCGACCCGAGCAAGGCCCUGGCUGCCACCCUAUUCAGCGCAGUGCUGCUAGCAGCCGUCGCCCUAGCCGUGUGCGUGGCGAAGCUGAGCUGACCCACACCAGUCUGCUGCCCCGCGUUCUCCCCGGAGACACGACUACGGAAGGGCCGGGGGUCCCGCCUGAUCAAGGGGAGAGGUUGUGAGACCCGAGUGUGCGUGUGUACACGCGCGUUUCAAGCACGCGUCUGCCUGGGUGCGACAUGGCCUGGGAGGAGUUAACUUGGCGCGGGCCGCCGGAGCAUUAAAGUCUGCGGGAGAUUUAGACCCUAUUAAUAGAAACGGUCGCCAGUCGCCGUCCCAGAUCCUUCCGAGUUAAUGGGUUAAUACGAGUGCCGCUGGGCGUCUUUACGCGGUGCCCAGGUUCGGUGCCCCCCGCCCUGCCAGCGUGUCCCACGCUCCGCGAGGGACAGUUUGGGGAAGGCGCUGAGAUGGAGGGAAGCUUGGCGGGGGAGGGAGCUGUUUUGCUCCGUGAGAGUGGUUGCUGUGUUGCCCGGACAAGAAACAAAUCGCCAUGAGAUUUUGUUGUUGUUAUUAUUACCUUAAUCCUUUGGGGCCUAAACUUCGGAGAGUGCAAGCAGUAGGAGUUUGCGCAAAGUGCUUCCUCUAACCGCGCGCUAUUGCGCUUCUUGGCAAGAGCUUAUCCGUUAUGCACUCAAAGCAGGUGGAAGAUGUUUGUUCCUGGAAACCAAGCAGCCCAAGACCCACCGCGUUACACGUGCGUGCAGGAGCGAGCUCGCCCCCCCCCCCCACCAGCCAGCCCAGGAUCAGAGGCUUUGGCAAAGCCCACGCGUGUUUAAAACGCACUUUCUCCUUCGCAGGGGCUUGUUUUUUUUUGUUCCACGGCUCGCCCCAUGUGUUUGAUCCUCCUUCGGAGGGGCCCUGGGGAAUCCUCUUUGAAGCACUUAAUCCUGUCUAUCUCCCGGAAUUUGCUUGCUGGCCAGCAGGAGAGCCAGCUUUGCAGGGAGCUGCUCAGCUCCCUGCCCACCCCCCACCCCCGCAGGGGGUCAUGUGGCAUUACUGGCCCACAGAGGUUUUGAGCCACUCAGCUCUGGGACUGAGAAUGUAGCAGCUUUACUGGGAAUUUAAGAAGCUUUUUAUGAAUAGUCAUAUUAAGACAAGGGCAGAGCCAGCUCACUUACUGUCAAAGGUGUUUUUAAUAAAAGACAUUGGGCCACGCAUUAAUCGUGCCAAUGAGUCAAACACAGCACCUUUACGAAUACCAGUGUACUCGUGUUAUUAAAUAUAUGAAUGCCCUGUUUACAAUCUACCUUCUGGAAGUCAGAGGUGAAAGCAUACACUGGGACCACAGGCACAGACGACAGAAUAGUUAAGUGUCCCUACUUCUUUGGAUUAAUGAAUGAGGCAACGUGGAAAGCCUCAGGUGGGGAGUAGCCAGAGCAGCACUGCCAUUUUACAGCUGGGGGGAAGUGGGACAGAGAACACGGAUGCCCGUGACUUUCAAAGGUGAUUUGGAAUAAAACCCAGAGACUUUGGUUUGGCUGAAAACUGAUAAGGAUUAUUAUUAUUUUAUUAUUUAACCCAGGUGUGAGGAAAGGGAUUAAAAGGGGGAACUGGCAGUUUUUCACAAGGGUGGCAGGGCCAAGGCCAGUGGCAGCAGGGGUGCUGUCUGGGUGCCCCAGCCUGAGCACCUCUCCCCACCGCCACCCCAUCCCACCCCACGCCUGCUCAGCUUACAGACUCCAGGACUUCAAACAAGAAAAGCUCGGGUUGUUUUCAUGCAUCUCUGAUCAGGCUUUUAAAAGACUCAUGAGGUCUUAAGCAGACUAAAUAUUUUAUAGCAAUAACUAAAAUAAGAAGCUCUUCCUGCCUCGCCCAGUUUGAGGGUGGGGGAUCUGAACAGGGGCCACACUGCCAGGUCCUAGGCACCUGCAAGCCCCGAAUGCCUUUGGAGAGACACAGAAACCUCCUGAACUCCUGUUCCCACGCACAACACAACCAGCAGUCUGUUCAUCCUUCCCCAGGGUCUCUCUUAGGUAACAGGCUGGGAUAUUCUGUGACCCAGUAUUGGGAAAUAGGCCCAAAGGCAUAGCCCAAAAGGUGUUCUGUUGUUCCUGACUGUAACCCGUUCUUGUCAGGUGUUUUGGUUCAUGAAGAAAAAUUGUCCCACAGAAUUUAUUAAGGACUCAGCCCAUCAGUGUUGCAUAAUCCACCUGGGACAGACAGGUUUCUCUCCUGUCGCUCUUGGCACCCCCUUGGCAGAUCUGUAGGUAUUUACCUACAAUCAGAUGUGGACCUGACUCUGAGGGUCCUCCUUUCCUGAAAUUAGUGAUGAAAAGUUAGCAACAUAGCUGGAUUACAAUAAACAUUCAUACUGCGGCCCUGCUGACCCAAACGACUCUUUGACUUUGAAAAUGGUAAGCACUAGGAAUAUCAGGCAGUGUCUAGAGUCACGCUGUUGCCUGAUAGAACUUCUGCUAUGUAACAAAAGAAAAAUCACUUUCUGCCUUGUGUAGUAGACUGCUUUCCACCUAGUGUCUCUGUUCUGGUUUCUACAUAGAACUCUAGAGAUUGCUUCCUGAUAGACGACUGAUUCAACUGGGAUGUUUGACAGCAAAGUUGUUAAUCUUCUGUAAAGAUUUGGCAUGGUCUUAUGCCGUGAUACAAGGGAUAGGGCAAAGCAUUCCAUAUGCAAAGACAAGAAUUGGAAUAUCAAGGCACUGAUUAUCAUGGGAAGAUAAUAGUUUACAAGAAUGAGUUAUGGAUAUUGGUAACAUAGUAUUUGUAGGAGGGGAAAAAAGGCUAGCAAAUUUUUUCGUGUGUUUUUACAAUUUAUGUUUUGAAAUGCCACAAGGGAACAAUGUCUUUGGUAAAUAAUAUCAGAGCAUAAAUAUCAUGAUUUAACUUAAGGUUUACAGUAAGCUACAUAAAGAUGUGUGAUGGUGAAUGACGAGAAAGAGAUGUGUGAUGCUGAGUGACUUACAGGUGUUUUUGGCUGUGGUGGUGUGAGGACCCAAUAAUGUUGCAUUUCCUUUCCAGUGUGCUCAAUUGGUACAUCUUUAGCUAUUCCGUUCCUUUCCUCUGUUUUGUGAUGAAUGCUUUGUAAGGAUGAGAACCCCAAACUGUGGGCCUGUGUGUGUGGGCCCGAGAAGUAAAGUGUUGUAGGACUCCCCUCCGUUCCUUUGGGGGUGCUCCUCCCACGAGGCCUGGCCGGCAGUGAUGUGCAGGGGCCUCCGCCUCUCUCUCCAAGUACCUCAGCAGGUCAUGGACCUCCCUGUGCCUCGAACCCCUCAUCCGUGCAAUGGGGGUCCUGACUGGUGAACUCAAAGAUCCCUUUUGGAGCUGAAAACAUUAACUAGAAUAUAGUUCAACAACAGCAACAACAAAAGAGUUAUUCUGUUUGUUGGCUUGGUUCCGGAUUCUUUUUGUAAGUUUGUUCAUUGGUUUUGGUGCAUAUUGGAAUACAGUUUUACAGUUUAGCCAUGAUCAUCAUUUUGGUCAAAAAUUAGUACAAAAUUCUUUAACAUUAUGUAAUUUUAAAAAUCGGCAUUGACUACGCUUACUUGAUUUUAGUGCACACCAGAAUUAGCGAACAGAUUUCUAAAAAUUCAACUGUGUGUAAAUGCUGCUUAUUUAUAGGACUUAGAUUAGGAAUUUAAAUUCAGAAUGUGAAGUCGGAGUUCUGUUUUGCUUAGCAGUCAGGCCACCUGAAUGGAUUCUGAGAAGGUACAGAUAUAAAAUCCAUGGGCAGGCAUUGUGGUUUAGUGGGCCAGGCUGCCUCCUGGGGUGCUGGCAUUCCCUGUGAGUCCCAGCUACUUCACUUCCUAUCCAGCUCCUACUGAUGGGCCUGGGAAAGCAGAAGAAGAUGGCCCAAGGACUUGGGCCCCAGGACCCAUGUGGGAGACCCAGAUGAAGCUCCUGGCUCCUGGCUUCAGCCUGGCCCAGCCCUGGCCAUUGCAGCCAUUUGAAUGGAAACUGCCUCUCUCUCUCUCUCUCUCUCUCUCUCUCUCUCUCUCUCUCUCUGUCUCUCCCUCUCCCCCUCCCCCUCUCUCCCCCCUCCCUCUCCCUCUCCCUUUCCCUCCCUCUCCCCUUGUGUGUGUUUCUCUCCCUCUCUAUAUAUAACUCUGCCUUUCAAAUAAAUAAUAAAAAUUUUUUGAAAGAUACAACACCCCAUCGUUAGUCCUGGAGGUGACUAAUGGGUGAGCCGAAAUCUGCCUCACGACGGCCAACAGGAACACAGCCUGAGUUCUUAUGUGUGUGUGGCCUCAGAUUUAAGGUGGCAUUACAGGCUUCAUGUCUAUCUUUUGAGUGAAUGAUUUCUCUGGAAUGAUUAUUAACAAGUAAAAAUUAAAGAUAAUAUGUAGCAUUUAUAAUUUAGGGGAAAAGUACCCUCAAACAAUUUCAGUUAUCAACUUGUGAUUUAUAAAAAUUAUUCAUUUUCUCUAUGCACAUUGGAUUGCAAGUGACCCUCGUGAGCCACAUAUUCACCCCUCACAGGCUUCAUUACAUACACACAUGUUCAGAGAUAACCAGGAUUCUAAGACUCUGGGUUUUAGACUCAGCUUUUUAAUGCAGGUGCGACCCGGGAAGAACAGGUCUCCACAUGAAAGCUCGUUGUGCGUGGCCAACACAAAUCAAAGCUGUGUUUCAAGCGCCGCUUCCUCUGGCUUGUGGAAAGUGACCCACAGCUGACGCCGCAGCCCCGUGUCCCUGAGGUCAGGAAGUUUCUGAGAAAAGCUUCCCAUCCCUGGCUGAUUUUCCAUCUCAUUCCACAGGAUUCUGGGUGUUUUCACUGCAGUACUACGAGACCUUGGAUAUCCUCGUUCAUUAGUGUUUUAAGCUGAAAAUGUUAAGACCUGAAGGCUUAUAUGACCUAUUUAAAUAAGUUAAACGAUACCUCCUGUUGUUGGAAUGAUUUUUUAAGGUGUCCUUUUAAUAUGCUGGACCCCUGUGUGUAUGUAUAGAUUAGCAUUCGGAGAAGAGCAAUAAGGAAAUGUGCAGAAAUGAAAAUAUUUGUGAAGUUGCUGGGAUUAUGAAUGGUGUUUUUUCCAAUAUUUUAUGUAAUAUUGUCACAUCAUUUUUACAAUAAAAUUUUGAAUGCUCUUAUCAUCUAAAUGAUGCUACUCUGUUAUUAGAAAGGUAAACUCUUACAGUGAAGGUCUCAAAUGCAAUGACAAAUAGUUUUCAAACCUUAACCCCAGAAGCAAAGCAAACACUUUAGAAUCUUACCCUACAGAAGCACGGAUUGAAAUGCAGUCUAGGCCGGCGCCGCGGCUCACUAGGCUAAUCCUCCGCCUUGCAGCGCUGGCACACCGGGUUCUAGUCCCGGUCGGGGCGCCGGAUUCUGUCCCGGUUGCCCCUCUUCCAGGCCAGCUCUCUGUUGUGGCCAGGGAGUGCAGUGGAGGAUGGCCCAAGUGCUUGGGCCCUGCACCCCAUGGGAGACCAGGAGAAGCACCUGGCUCCUGGCUUUGGAUCAGUGCGGUGCGCCAGCCGUAGCGCGCUGGCCGCGGUGGCCAUUGGAGGGUGAACCAAUGGCAAAGGAAGACCUUUCUCUCUGUCUCUCUCUCUCACUGUCCACUCUGCUUGUCAAAAAAACAAACAAAUAAAAACAAAAAAAAAAUAAAGAAAUGCAGUCUCAAGACCAAAAAGGUUAAGCAUCCACCUGCCAAGCCAGCAUCCCAUAUGAGCGCAGUUUGGAGUCCUCACUGCUCCACUUGGGAUCCAGCUCCCUGCUAAUGGAUCUGGGAAAGCAGCAAAAGAUAGCUCAACUCCUUGGGCCCC
This is a messenger RNA of Oryctolagus cuniculus (rabbit), 7158 nucleotides long. It is a transcript of the gene RGS9BP, whose product is annotated as regulator of G protein signaling 9 binding protein. The record is from RefSeq and is a predicted model, not a curated record. Lineage: Eukaryota; Metazoa; Chordata; Mammalia; Lagomorpha; Leporidae.